Molecule: messenger RNA, 417 nt
Organism: Cooperia oncophora
Lineage: Eukaryota; Metazoa; Nematoda; Chromadorea; Rhabditida; Trichostrongylidae
Source: the annotation of a GenBank genome assembly
AUGUCGCCAAAAGAAAUCCUCUCCGAUACACCACUUCCCAAUUGGGAACUUAUUGAUGAGGUAUCCAUCUCCUUGCUUGAAAGUGGUCUGGCUCGUUUUUCAACGCUUCAAGCUGUCUUGCCCACAAUGCUCUCGUUCGAUGCCACUUCAGAUGAAGCUUCUCAACGAAGCCGAAAGCUUCUUCGCAUUGCACAGCUUCAAAUCGAAUAUCUACUGAAAUCUCAAAGUCAGCUGGUGCAGCAAAUUCAAAAGUUGAAAACCGAGCUGGUUUCGAAGAGGAAAGAAGUGAAAAAAUUAAAAGCAACUGUUUUCAAUGAAGAUACUCCUCUUUUCAAGGUAAAUUCAAUUUCUGCGUUCGUCUGCAAGCGGCAAAAAAGUGUGGUCUUGCAAUUAGCGCUCUACUUUUUCGAUAUAUAA